AUGUCGAACAGAAGGAACAAGCUUCUCCUCUCAGGAGCAGAACCUGACCGUGUUUGUGUCUCAGUGCUGCUGUUCGGGUCGGUUCUGUUGGCUUCCGCCUUCGUGGAGGAACUGGACGAUUCCUUCAUGGAGAGCAGAGAUCCAGAACACAUCUGGCUCAUCCAGUUCUACGCCCCAUGGUGUUCCUUCUGCAGACAUCUGGAUCCGGUUUGGCACCAGAUUGGAUCAGAACUCAGGAGCUUUGGGUCUCCAGUUCGAGUCGGCAAAUCAGAUGCUACAGUCAACACUGUUUUGGCCAAAGAGUUCAGAGUCAGGAAUUAUCCUGCCAUCCUCAUGUUAAAGAACAAUGUGAAGUAUAACUAUGCAGGAUCAAGAACCAAAGAUGGAAUCAUGGAGUUCUCUGAGCGGGUCUCAGGGCCGCUGGUUCGAACCCUGAGCAGCACACAGCUUUUUCAACACAACAUGAAACGUCAUGGUGUCCUAGUUGUUUAUGUGGGGGCAAUGUCAGAACUCAAGGGAAAUUACACAGCAGCAGCCGAGGAACUCAUCAUUCACACCUUGUUCUUUUCAACAUCCAGAGACAUCCUGCCAAAGACUGUGACUCUGACCUCGCUGCCUGCGGUUUUGAUUUUUAAAGAUGGGACAUUCUACAUCUACAGUGAGGAACUUGACGGUGACCUGAAGGCGUGGAUCAAUCGAGAACGUUUCCCGAACUUCUUUCAGAUUGAUGGCUACACUCUCUAUGCCAUGGGAGAGACAGGUAAACUGGUGCUGUUGGCCUUGGUGGAAGAGACACACCUCUGUGAUAGAAGCCUCAGGUAUAAACAUUUGGUGGAGAAGGUGGCCACGGAACACAAGGAGACGUACAGCAGGAGCUUCUACUUUGGCUUCAUGAAAGGCAGCGACUACAUCAACGGACUCAUCAUGGGGGAAGUCCUAGUGCCAUCAUUCAUCGUGGUUAAUCUGUCCAAUGAUGGUUACUUCCUGCCACCAAGUUCCCUGGAGACAGAACACCACCUGCUGGACUUCCUGGAAGGGGUCCUGAAUGGCAGUGUGGAGAGUCUGGGAGGAAAUGGUUUCAGUCAACGCCUCAGACGGGUAGCGUACGAAACCAGAACCACCCUGAUGCCCCUGUUCAGAGAUGCUCCAGGACUCGGCUGCUUCCUGUUCGGCUUCCCACUCUUCAUCUGCACCCUUUUCUGUUACCUUUGUAUCAGAAAGCGUCCCACUCAGACCGACAAUGAGGACACGUCACUACCGCGUCACAAAAAAACUACCGGCAAGAAGUCGGACUGAUGGGGACCACGAGCCCAGUUUUAUUAGAACCUUUUGUU
Molecule: messenger RNA, 1334 nt
Organism: Nematolebias whitei (Rio pearlfish)
Lineage: Eukaryota; Metazoa; Chordata; Actinopteri; Cyprinodontiformes; Rivulidae
Product: protein disulfide-isomerase TMX3
Exons: 16
Coding region: 1-1296 (431 amino acids)
Biological process (GO): peptidyl-cysteine oxidation
Cellular component (GO): endoplasmic reticulum
Molecular function (GO): protein disulfide isomerase activity
Source: RefSeq, a predicted model, not a curated record